AUGGGCGUGGAAAGGACGGCCUCACAGACUCAGCAUGUCACCCACCCCCCAGGCGCUGGGCACCCACAGGCUCCACCUCCCCAACGCCUGCACCCUUAUCAGGAAGCGAUUUGGGUUGGUGGGGAGGGGUGGGGGAAAGUCAGAGGCUGGCAGGUGGGUAGGAGAGAUAGGGAAGUGGGGAGGGGGCCGCAGGGGCCCUGCUGGGAGCGCCGGAGGAUGCCCAGAACAGGCACGUUGGGCUUUGGCCAAGCUCUGUCCUCACUGGCCUGGUCCCUCGACAUGGUUCCAGAGCCCCUCCUGCCUCUAUCCUUGCCAGGCAAGGCGCCCCCACCUUUAAUUAGCGAGCAGCAGCCUCUCCCCGAUUCAUCACAGUCACUGUUUAAUUAG
Messenger RNA from Cynocephalus volans (Philippine flying lemur), 387 nucleotides. RefSeq lists its product as uncharacterized. The record is from RefSeq and is a predicted model, not a curated record. Lineage: Eukaryota; Metazoa; Chordata; Mammalia; Dermoptera; Cynocephalidae.